AUGGCCGACAGCAAAGUGAAGAAUGAUCGAAAAUCAGCAAAAGGAAGAGUCAAAACCAAUGAAAAUUCUUCACAGGGGAAUAUGAUUCAUGGAAUCGGUAUUCGGUUACUUGUGUUUGGCAUUGCUAUCUCCUGUGGAUUUCUGCAUUGGAUGCACGUUGCCUACCUGCAUGAAAAUGAUCUGAUGUUCUCGCAUUUAUCAAGCACUGAAAGGGAGUUAACUUUUCGCACGGAGAUGGGAUUUUACUACUCAUACUUCAAGCAGCUACCUCUUUGUAUGAAUACGACCCACUCGGGCACUGUCGGGCUAAUCGAGCAACAACAACAACAACCACGGUGUCGUCCAUUGAAUGCCAUGCAACGUUUUAAUCUCUAUCCAGAGUUGGUUUUGGCUACAAUCUACCGAAUUCUACGCUCCUAUGAACUUCUAAAAACCGAAUGUUAUCAAGUAUCUCGGUACUUGACUCGAGACCCUGUGGCGAUCGUUGUGAACCCAACUCUAUUUGCUCAAGCUAUUCAAGACCCAAGGUAUCUGCCCACUAGUAAUAUCAGUCGAAAAUGCAUUUUUUCGAAAUCAAUCAAUUUACACCGCGAAAAACGCUGGACACUGAUCUUUCUAUCCCCGCUGUUUACUCCAAUUUGUUCUCAUGCACAGUGUUACUCGACCAAAAAGUCGUCCCCAAGCGUGUUUCAGUCGGUGAUUUACUGCUUACUGCUGUUAGGCUUCCAACUUCCGUGGCAAUUUUCCCAGUUCGCCUUAUCCACACAAGUGGCCUCUCUUUCCAAAACGUCUUAUCUGUUACAGUUUGGUAAUGCGUUACUCCUCACCUCGACGUACUUUCCUGGUUUGAUUGGUGCUUGGCUCGGAUUGACGAUGCUCCUCCGUCUCAUGACCCCACCCUCGUCGGGAGCGGUUAGUCCAGCUCCGAACGCCACAACUGUUGUGUUACUGGUCCUGAUCAACACAUUCUUCGGACAGGCCGAACAUGACGGUGGGCACAUCGUGGAUAUACUACGGGAAAAAUUGCAACCUGGUGGUAAAUUUCACACUUUCCACACUCGACUGUACACAUGCUCGCCUGAAUUCGAUUUUAUCGGGGUAAGUGCUCCUGGUAGUUUUUGUUUAACACAAACGGAAAUUUUUACUUACAAUCGUUCUACUUUCCAGCUGCUCUUCUUUACUCUGAUGGCGGUGCUUAUUAUGCGUCUCAAAUUGUUCUGGACUCCGCAACUUUGCCUCACUUUGGCAUUGUUACCCCAUUUUCAAAUGUUUGCUCCCCAUCCACCUCACUCUCAACUUCUUAUCUUGUCUGGGUCACAUUGGGUGGAUUUUGGUUGCUGCACCUUUAUUUAUCGAACGAAUUUAUUGCUCCCGCAGGCGGAAUGGAAUGUUCGUGGCCAGUUCAGUUCGAUCAACGACGAGGUUAUGCUCGAUUGGUUCCACAGCCCAUCCACACCAUGGGUCAUUGCCGGCACAAUUUCCACCCAGGGCAGUUUACGCUUGAUCUAUCCAUCCCCGCAACCACUCGAACCAGCCGGAUUCGCGCUCACCAAUCAUCCGCACUACGAGAAUGCCGAACUGCGCCAGCGAACUGUGCUAGCCUAUGCGAUCUACAGUCGAAAACCGGUUGACCAAUACCACAUGUUCUUCUUGAACAUCAAUUCAGCUCAUUUUGAUGGAACAUAUUUACAAAAAAAUUGUGUGCUGAGCAAGUAC
Messenger RNA from Echinostoma caproni, 1716 nucleotides. The record is from the annotation of a GenBank genome assembly. Lineage: Eukaryota; Metazoa; Platyhelminthes; Trematoda; Plagiorchiida; Echinostomatidae.